AUGGACUUUCUCCCUCACCCAUCGUCUGGCGUUGGGCCUCUUGACAUCCCCUUCGUUGCUGACGCCCCUUACCAGUUUGGCUCCUACUUCUGGGACUUCCCCAAGGUCCACGGCUUUGGCGAUCAAUGGGCUAGCUUACCCGCCCCGCGUCUCGCCGCGCUCGUUCAGUCGUGGCUCUACUUUGGGACGAUAUCCGAGUUCCUCGGCAGGCCGAUCGAUUACGAGCAGUUCCAUGAUAACAGCGACGAGUGCACCGUCACGGCGAAGCCGCUGAUCCCGUUACUGAAUGAAUGGGUUGCUGCGCAUGUUGCUGAGGUGGCGAGCCGUGCCGCUGUGGACGGCGAAGCUGCUGGGUAUCAGCGCUGGCGCAUGGUGCUCUUUCAACAUGCGAGAUUCCUCGAGUCUGUCUUGCGCUUCGCGGAAGAUUUUGAUAAGGUCUCGCAGAGCCAUAUCAAGCCUAUACCUUCCAUCAUACUAUCUGUCAAGGUUCUGUGUACCGCCCUGAGAGGUCUUCUCUACGAUCUGGCCGACUAUGACGCAGAUGACUAUUCGAAACCAUGGCCUUCGCCGACCGACCGCAUGCGUCGGGAGUUUCUACCUGCGACUGACACCCAAGGGAAACCGAACUACAGUCCCAGCACGCAAGUCUUGCUCGAGGCAAUGUUUCUGCGCGGCUGGUGUCCCUAUCUGGCGCGAAAGGUCCUCACGUCCUUUAAUUACGCCAAUGCUUACUACUUUACUCGACUGUAUCGAGUCUUUUCGAAGGAAGUGAACCAUGACAACUGUACCGACGGGGAAUGCAUCGCGACGAAUGCAGACUUGUUCGAGUACGUUCCGCGACAUGUCCACUUCGGCUGUAUUUGCCAGCCAAAGGUCGCGCCGAUGGACCAGAUUCGCGCCAUCAUCGAGGCCGGCGGUAUUCCGCUCAUUCGGCUUCGCCCGACCAAAACGGGUGUUCGGAUCGAGGUGGUGAGGAUGACUGCUCGCACGCGGUUCGUCGUGGUGUCGCAUGUGUGGUCGGCUGGGAUUGGCAACAAGUAUGCGAAUGCCUUGCCGGAAUGUCAGUUACGACGACUGUAUGCGCAUUUAAGCAACCUCAAACCACUGUCGAGGCACGGGGCUCGUGACUCGGACUUUAACCUGCUCAACUCGCUUGAUAUGGGAUUCCAGACGGCCACUCCCCGACGGCCGAAGUAUCUCUGGAUUGAUGUCCUGUGCAUGCCGCCGAAAGAGGGACCGACUGCGUUUCUGAGAAUACAAGCCAUCAACAAGCUCCCUGCGGUGUAUCAGGCUGCUGAUAGGAUUCUGGUGCUGGAUUCGAAGCUAGAGACGCUUUCGGUACAUGAGUCCGAUAUCCUCGAGCAAUUCUCCAGGUUCGCCGUGAGCCCCUGGUUCGGGCGGUGUUGGACCUUCCAAGAAGCAGCUCUAGCCUCAGCCUGUGAGGUCCAGGGUGCCGACGGCACCUUCGACGCCUUCUUCCCCCAGAUCCCCAAGGCUUUAACCUCAGGCCCUCUCCCUCCCCGGCGCCGACAAACCCCCCUCCUAACGGCUCUCACCCAUCCCAUCGGCCAAAUCAAGAUACUCCUGUCGCGCAAAUCCUCCGGCGCAGGCUCCUUCCAACCACUGGACGGCAGAGCCCCCAUCAUCGACUUCGACGCUAACACCGCCCUCAUGGCCAGCAUGACGCGCUCCCUGAACCAGGAGUUUCGUUCAGCUUUCUCCAACGGCAUCAAGCCCGAAAAAACUGUUUUUGGAGAGGGUGCCCUCGCACCCGACUUCUGCACGUUGUUUGUGCAAGUUUGGAACGAGCUCAGCAAAAGGUCUACGUCCAUGCCGGGAGAUAUGCCGAUUAUCAUGGCUAAUCUGUUGGGGUUCAACUCCGAGCCGAUUAUGAGGCUACCGAAAUCGUCGGAUCGGAUGGCGUGUAUUCUGAGGAGCAUGGACGGCAUUCCCGUGUCUCUUUUAUUCAACUUGUUUGGGCUGCGGCAUGAGCCGGGGAGGAAUCAUCGCGACCGGUGGCUGCCGGUGUAUCCUUCGAGGGACAGGCUAGCGUUCGGGUCGACAUUUACCAAUCUUAGGGUCGUUGGCGAUGAUAUGUACAUGCCGAAUAAUUGUGUCAGUCGCAAGAAAGUGGCGGUGUUGGUUUGCACCGGGCCGCCGGAUCCAUUUUCCAGUUCGACGUUCACGGUCAGGGAUGUCUCGACGGGGGAACGCUACGCGAUCGAGCUGCAUCGGAGCGAGGGGGAUGAAUUUGCCACGCCGGAGAUUGGGCCGUAUAUUAUCGCUAUUCAGCUCGAUCCGGAACUUAAUGCCCGACCUGAGGGCCUCUUUAUUGAAGGGUUGGAUGCGAUACCGAGGGUUUAUGCGGGGGCAUUAUUCCGCGUGCGGAGGGUCGUGACAAGGGUGAAGAAAGUGUAUAACCAUAACCUGGACGAGGGGUACGAUGACUCGUUUGAGCUGGUUGAGGAUGAGGAGGGGAACGCGUUGAGCGAUGAGAUUUCGAGCAAGAGGUCGACGGAUUAUCUCAGCGGGGACAUCUCUGCGGCAUUUGGGCGGUAUGAAUGCGGCUUGCUGAGGACAAUCUACGACUGUCCGAUGACAGUCACUCGGUUGCCCGGCGGCGGUGCCGGCGACCCCUUAAGCUCGGUGUGCUCCACGCCGCUGGAAAGACCGGGCCCGAUCCUCACGGCCCAACCGCUCCCACCGACAUGGCAGAUCGUCAUCGAGCGAGAACCCGCCGCGUACCCCUAUCCCCUCUCAACACGUCCCUCUCUCGCCGACGCCAUAACCCCGAUCACCGCCAUCCUAACCAUAACCGCUAUCGACGGGCUCGUCGCCUCGGGCUCCGUCGGCCUGGCCAUCGCCAUCUGCGCAACCCUCUUCUACACGCUCAACUCUCUCGCCAAGGCAUGCCUAAUCACCAAACUAGUCCUCCAUUCUCUGUUUCUGAUCCAACUCUUCGUCUACCCGGGUGUAGAGCGGGUACGGAGAAGGUGGAUGUGGUAG
Molecule: messenger RNA, 3006 nt
Organism: Thermochaetoides thermophila DSM 1495
Lineage: Eukaryota; Fungi; Ascomycota; Sordariomycetes; Sordariales; Chaetomiaceae
Exons: 3
Coding region: 1-3006 (1001 amino acids)
Source: RefSeq, a predicted model, not a curated record